GGAUAUGACUCAAAACGAGAAUUGGGACAGGAUACCAGUUUCCGCGCACAUGCUAAAAAUAAUUUCGUGAUCGCGGAAGACUUUUGCCGGGAAAAUUUUGAGGUCGUUCUUUUCGCAAAAUCAGACCGCAGUUACUGUUUUGAAACAGAUAAUUCGGCGCUUCUAUUAGAAUGCAAACGAUCGGUUGGGUAGAAUAGUCUUAGCCGAAUAAGGAGGGCUCCGAUUCUGCCAAAAAUAAACCUAGUCAUGACACGAGGACGGAUUGAACUGGGUGCCAUCACACCGCACAACAUCAAGCAGCUCAAGCGGCUCAACUCGGUCGUGUUCCCCGUCUCCUACAAUGACAAAUUCUACAAGGAUGUGCUGGAUGUGGGUGAACUGGCCAAAUUAUGCUAUUUCAAUGACAUUGUGGUCGGUGCUGUCUGCUGUCGGAUUGACACAACGGACGAUGGAACAAGACGGCUGUACAUCAUGACGCUGGGCUGCUUGGCUCCUUACAGAAAACUAGGGAUCGGCACAGUGAUGCUGAAACACGUCCUUGAGUACUGCAGCAAAGACGGCAACAUCAGUAAUAUUUAUCUACAUGUACAAAUUAAUAAUGAAUCGGCAAUAGAGUUCUACAAGAAGUUUGACUUUGAAAUCAUUGAGACGAAGGAGCACUACUACAAGAGAAUCGAGCCGGCUGAUGCUCAUGUUCUACAGAAGACGUUACAAAUCAAAGGAGUGUAAAAAUGAGAACACUGAACGGAAAAUGACUCUCCGACUGGACAGGAGUUGCUUGCCUCUGGCAGUUAAACUACUAGACUGAUUCGGUGGCCAGUUGGCCUCUGGCGGCCAAACGAGACCGAUUUAGCCUUAGCACGCAAACUAGACUUUGAUGGCUUUCUGGCCUCAUGUCGCUUAACUAGAUUUGGUCACCAGAUGGCCUCUGGUGGCCAAAAUUGACUGAUUUAAUGGCCAGGUGGCCUUUGGCUACCAAACUAGACCAACUGGCUUCCAAAAUGGACUAGUUAGACAGCCAACUGGCUCUUCCUAUUAAAUAAUUUCACUGAUUUGGUGGCCAGUUGGCCUCUGGCUGCCAAACCACAUGUACAGGUAGUCUGAUUUGGUGGCCAACUGGAUACUAAUCUAAACAGAUUUUGUGGCCAGUUUGCAUGUAGUUACGAAACUUGAAUGCUGGUUGCUAAAAUAGUCUAAUUUGGUGGCCAACUGGCCACUAAAUUCACAAAUUUAUAAUGGCCAGCUGGCUUCUGUCAGCCAAACUAGAUUCAUUUACCAGCUGGCCUUCGGCUUCCGAUCUAGACUGAUUCAAUGGGCACCUGGUCUCUGGUUGAUAAACGUUUCUGAUACAUGUAUUGGCCUGUCGAACUGGCUGCCAAAGUAGUACAAGAUAGUGGCCAACUGGUUACCAAACUAGAAUGAUUUAGUGGCCAGCUGGCCACUGGCUUCUACAUUAGUGUACUGUAAUUUGGUGGCCAGUAAUUUACAUGUGCAGGUUGCUAGUGUAAACUUUUGGUAUUAGUUGUAACAUACAUCCUGUAUGGCAUACAUUCAAAGCAUUGUGAUGUCAAAUGCUCCACAAAAAUUGUCUCUUGUUCAUCCUGCCCAUUUCUUGUAUUAAGGAGUAUUUGAAUUAAUAGGGCUGUCCAUUUUCGAAUAAUUUAGUAUUCAAUUAUUUGAAACUGCAUUUGACCAAAUAUUUGAAUAUUCGAAACUCUCUGAUCAAGUUUUACACACACCAGCCACAUCUGCGUGGCGUGUUGGUUGAAAGUUGCACGCAAAAGUUGCACAUUCAAAUUGGUGUGCGACCAAAAAGUUACCACCAACAAAAAACUGACAUUAAACCGCCCAACCAUGUGAUUAAAAAAGGUGGCAUGCCGGUUAAAAGUCGCACGCAAAAGUUGCACAUUCCAAUUUGUGUGCGACCAAAUAGUUACCACCGACAAAAAACUGGCAUCUGACAUAAAAGCGCCCAAACAUGCGAUUAAAAAAGGUGGAAUGUCGGUUAAAAGUUGCACGCAAAAGUUGCACAUUCAAAUUUGUGUGCAACCAAAAAGUUGCCACCAAAAAAAUGGCCUCUGACAUAAGAGCGCCAACGAUGCAAUUAAAACAGGUGGCAUGCCGGUUAAAAGUUGCACGCAAAAGUUGCACAUUCAAAUUGAUGUGCAACCAAAAAGUUACCACCGAAUGUAACAAUCGUGUGUGUGUGCAUAGUGUGGCAGGUUUUUUAGUCAAACCGAAAAAAAACUGUUCAAACAUUCGGUUGAUCAUCGAAAUGAUCGAACAUUUGGUACAUUUGUGUCAGCCUUACUAAUUAAAUAUCUGUUACAAGUUGCAGGGAAAUAAAUGCACAGUAGGCUUAACGUAUCAGGUAUUCCUUGUACAAUUCCAAACAACUUUCCAACCAACUUCGCUGGAAUCACUUUGAAACGAUAAAGAAAUUUACUUACAGUCAACUCUCAUUAUUACAAACUCAGCCGCAGCUAGCAAAAUUGUUAUACCUACAUGUAAAUCUUGUAUUACAAGGAGCUCAGUCCCAUUCAUUGUGCACAUUAAUGCACAGUCGAGAUGGGGCAAACAUGUUUUUGUUCACUAUAACCAGAAUUUGCAUUAACAGAGUUUGUACAUGUAUAAACGAGAGUUAAGAGAGUUAAUAAGUUGAAUUACAUGUAACAGAGUUUGUAUUAACGAGAGUCGACUCAAGUGAAAAUGGUGGUAUUUAUGAUGAGGUGAUUUCUAUGUUUUGUUUCAUUUUUUGACGACCUAGCUGUUUCACAGUUGGUGUCACUUUUUCUUCUGUUUUCUUCAAUAAAAGAUUGUCCAUGUUGUUGUAUUUAGUUGCACCACUUCCGUUUUGACAACCUUUUUGUGUUGUUUUAUGAGCUAACAAGUUGGGAGAACAAAGUACAUAAUACAAAAAGCAAAAACAAUACACUACCCAUUGAAUUUGUAUCUUCAAGCAAAUUUGAAUUCUUGAUCCUAAUUGGUUGAUCCAUGGCAACAAACCGUGCCAUAUUAUCCAAUAGAGUACCGAAGUGUGAUGUCAUAGAGAUCCAUGGCAACAAACCGUGCCAUAUUAUCCAAUAGAGUACCCAAGUGUGAUGUCAUAGAUAUCCAUGGCAACAAACCGUGCCAUAUUAUCCAAUAGAGUACUCAAGUGUGAUGUCACAGAGAUCCAUGGCAACAAACCAUGCUAUAUUAUCCAAUAGAGUGCCCAAAUGUGAUGUCAUCUGUCUUUGUUCUGGUUCACGAGCUGGUAAGCGCGUUGAUGUCAAGUUGUCAACAUACACUUAAGCUAUGCGCGUGAACCAGAAUAUGUAGGAAUCCUAAUAUGUGCGCAUCAUUCCCUCUGCACAUAGGUGUAAUAGGCUAACUGCUGAAAAGUUUGUACAGCAUACAAGUGAUCUGGUACAUGGUACCCUGUGGAGACAUGUGCACAACAGGGAACAAAAGAUUGUAUACGUCUCCACAGGGCAAUUUCUAUAGGUGAAUACGUCUCCACAAGGUUAUCACGAAAUAGAUAUAUGGAUUUUACUCAAAAACUAGGAAUUUCCAAGGUGUGUUGAUCCGUCGCAAAUUAAAGUAUUUUAUGUAAGGGAUAUUAAGUCUGAGUUUGUGGCACUUCUGGGAUAACUGAUAUAAUGCUGUAUUCUCAUUAAAUGUUGAGGUCAAUCAUAUUGUGUACAAAGACGGCAUAAAAUUUGUCCAAAAAAAAAAUGAAAUAAAAUCAGCAUCAACAUUUCACCAUUUUAUUAAUGUUAUUGCCCCAUUAUCUUUUUUCAACAUAAUGAUGUUCACGUAUGGAACGUUCAUAUUGUAUAAACUGAACUUUGUUUACGUUGUGUCAAAAUUGCAGAAAUUAACAGUUUUCAAAAUUUCUUGUUGAUUUUGUAUGAAACCGAUAAAUUGCUCUGUUAAAUUAA
Messenger RNA from Patiria miniata (bat star), 3923 nucleotides. Its product is annotated as N-alpha-acetyltransferase 50-like. The record is from RefSeq and is a predicted model, not a curated record. The transcript is spliced from 5 exons. Gene Ontology annotation, cellular component: NatA complex. Gene Ontology annotation, molecular function: acyltransferase activity, transferring groups other than amino-acyl groups. Lineage: Eukaryota; Metazoa; Echinodermata; Asteroidea; Valvatida; Asterinidae. Gene Ontology annotation, biological process: mitotic sister chromatid cohesion. The coding region runs from base 247 to 729 and encodes 160 amino acids.